AUGCUCGUCAACUCCAUGCUCGUCACAGGCCUUGUGGCCGCCACCCAGGUGGCUGCCUCGCCGUGCAAGCCGCCUCCCAAGUACAAGCCCAUUGAAAGCAUCCAGCUUGGUCCUCGCCCCUACUGGCUCGUCGACGAUAUGAACGACAGCCCCGUGAAGAAGCAGCUUGAGGAGUGCAAGGCCAUCAAGGAGUUCAAGCCCUCUGCUUGGAGCAUUGCCCACCGUGGCGGCGGUACCCUCUUCAUGCCCGAACACUCUGUCGAGUCCAACCUCGCCGGCGCCCGCAUGGGCGCCGGCGUGCUCGAGUGCGACGUCGCCUUCACGAGCGACCGCCAGCUCGUGUGCCGCCACUCGCAGUGCGACCUCCACUACACGACCGACAUUGUGACGCACCCGGAGCUCAACGCCAAGUGCACGACGCCCUUCGCGCCGGCCAAGGACGGCAAGCCGGCGACGGCCAAGUGCUGCACGUCCGACAUCACGCUCGCCGAGUUCAAGACGCUCUGCGCGCGCAUGGAGGGGGCCAACACCAAGGCCACGACGGCCAAGGAGUACCUCCUCGGCGCGCCCAUCUGGCGCACCGAGCUCUACGGCAACUGCGGCACCGUGCUGACGCACAAGGAGCACAUUCGCAUGACGGACGAGCUCGGCCUGCAGUUCACGCCCGAGCUCAAGAACCCGUCCGUCGACGGCGUCGCCAUGCCCUUUGACGGCGACUACACGCAGGAGGACUACGCCCAGCAGCUCAUCGACGAGUACAAGCAGGCCGGCAUCGACCCGCGCCGCGUCUGGCCCCAGUCGUUCCACUACCCGGACAUUCUCUACUGGCUCGACAGCGAGCCCGCCUUCGGCGCGCAGGCCGUCUACCUCGACGAGAACGGCGAGACGGCGGCCACGUUCCCCAACGCCGUCGCCAACCUGACCAACUACAAGGCCGACGGCGUCAAGAUCGUCGCGCCGCCGCUGCCGUACCUCGUCACCCUCGACGACAAGGGCAAGAUUGUGCCGAGCGCCUACGCCACCAAGGCCAACGAGCUCGGCCUCAAGAUCAUCACCUGGUCCCUCGAGCGCAGCGGCGUCCUGAGCGACGGCACCAAGGGCGGCUACUACUACACCACCAUUGCCGACGCCAUCAAGACCGACGGCGACGUCUUUGAGCUGCUGCAUGUUCUCGCCAAGGACAUCGGCGUCCUGGGCGUCUUCUCCGACUGGAGCGCCACCGUGACGUACUAUGCCAACUGCCUUGGUCUUUUCUGA
This is a messenger RNA of Verticillium nonalfalfae, 1257 nucleotides long. RefSeq lists its product as uncharacterized. The transcript is spliced from 2 exons. Gene Ontology annotation, molecular function: glycerophosphodiester phosphodiesterase activity. Gene Ontology annotation, biological process: lipid metabolic process. NCBI's taxonomy places the organism in Eukaryota, Fungi, Ascomycota, Sordariomycetes, Glomerellales, Plectosphaerellaceae. The record is from RefSeq and is a predicted model, not a curated record. The coding region runs from base 1 to 1257 and encodes 418 amino acids.